AGUGGAUGUGAACCAAGCCCAGGCGAAGACAGGGUGAAAUACUGGUUGGAGAACAUUUUAUAUGCCUUUUCGGAUUAAUUUUUAUCUCGCAUUUGCUUCAUGUGGGGUUAGAAUAUUCAUUUUGUAACCCAGUCAUCCUGAGCGCGCCCGUACUUGUGCGCACCGCGCCUAUCUUGAAUUAGACUUUUUUCUCUGUUGGUGGCGAAGUUUAAAACCAGGUGAAUGUAUAGCAUGAUGAUGGAAACCGACCUUCAUUCCCCCGGCCCCCAAACGAACACGACCACGGGGCAAACGGGGCCGAAUAGCGGGUCCAAAGCGAAUCAGGAACGCGUGAAGAGACCGAUGAACGCGUUCAUGGUGUGGUCCCGUGGGCAGCGGAGAAAGAUGGCACAGGAGAACCCCAAAAUGCACAACUCUGAGAUCAGCAAGCGGCUGGGCGCCGAGUGGAAGGUGAUGUCCGAGGCUGAGAAGCGUCCUUUCAUCGACGAGGCGAAACGGUUGCGAGCCAUGCACAUGAAGGAGCAUCCGGAUUACAAGUACCGGCCAAGACGGAAGACCAAGACGUUGCUGAAAAAGGACAAAUAUUCCCUUGCCGGUGGACUGCUUUCUGGGCCCAGUGGUGGCGGUGGAGUUGGUUUAGGGGUCGGCAUGAGUUCAUCCGGGGUCGGGCAGAGGUUAGAAAGCCCCGGGGGUCACGGAGGCUCGGCCAGCUCCGGCUACGCGCACAUGAACGGCUGGGCGAACGGUGCGUACUCGGGGCAGGUGGCUGCAGCCGCGGCAGCAGCGGCGAUGAUGCAGGAGGCUCAGCUAGCCUACAGCCAGCACCCGGGGAGCGGAGCGCACCACCACCACCACUCACACCACCAUCACUCACACAACCCCCAGCCCAUGCACCGCUAUGACAUGACAGCCCUGCAGUACAGCCCCAUCUCGAACUCUCAGAGCUACAUGAACGCUUCUCCAUCCGGCUACGGCGGGAUCACCUACACACAACACCAGGGCUCCGGCGUCUCCUCCUCAGCUGCCAUGGGGACGUUAGGGUCGCUGGUGAAGUCGGAGCCGAGUAUUUCUCCGUUGUUGGAAUAGCAUCUGCACUGGAACUUUUUGAAAAGAGCAAAGUCAUGGCUACCAACAGUGGACAUGGAUCACUGUGGGCGGACUGCGAUUACCAGAUAGCACCUCGUCUCCUCUACUGGCAAGCCAUCAUUGCAUCGAGCACCAGGAGAUGGGUGCUGUGGGCAAAAUAGACCUUUUGGAAAAUGUCAGCAAGAGUCAGUGCUCCAAUAUUUCCUCCAUUAACUCUUUCCCCUGUGAUGCUACCUAAUCUUAACCUCUAAAUUACAAAAAAAAAAAAACCUUUUUCAGUGUCUGAUUUCAAAGCAUGUGGAUUUUUUUUUCUCUUAAGCGACUUACCUGAAGAUUGGACGUAACAAAUAAGAUAAAUAAAUAACCCCACCCUAUAUUUUAUCAAUUUUGGCAAAAAAAUAAACACACAAACACACACAAAAAAAAAUCUGCAGUGCCUGCAACAGCUCUCCUUCCCCAGUCCCUUUCAAUGGAGCCAGCUUCACUGUCUUAAUACUCUUAGUCCCUCAGUUGGCAUGUUUUCCAAUAACCCGCUGCAUUUUCAGAUUUGUGAAAUCCGUCAAAAUGCCUGUAAUGAAUAUUUCUCCAGCUUUGAGUGUAUUUAAUGUGCUGUUUGACCAGCCCGGUAGGAAACGUGUAAAGAUCUGGCGGUAGGUCCAGAGAUUCAGUUGAAGCUUUAGCAUCCGUCCCUGUUCGGCCACGGCCCUCAGUGCAGCGUGGAAAAAGUGUGAAACAGGUCAUUUUCAUUUGAACACAAACCUCUGGCAGACUGUCAGAGAAUAAACAUUUAUUGUUUGGAUAUGCUGUUAGCUUUCUAAUUAACAUAUUUCCUGUGCAUGAGUGUACAUGUCAUGUAAAUUUCUAUUUUCACUUCUUUCAAAAAAAAAAAAAGAAAAAAAGGAACUAUGUUUUUUUUUUUGAUGGAUUAAAUGUCAUCUUGUAAGACAGGUCUUUGUUAUGCACUCAACACUUACAUUUUACGGUUUGUUUUUCUGUUGACUUACAUAGUGUUUGCUGGAGAAUUUAAAAAAAAAAUAAAAUAAGAGCGAACACAU
This is a messenger RNA of Stegastes partitus (bicolor damselfish), 2141 nucleotides long. Its product is annotated as transcription factor Sox-1a. Lineage: Eukaryota; Metazoa; Chordata; Actinopteri; Pomacentridae. Gene Ontology annotation, biological process: negative regulation of transcription by RNA polymerase II; brain development; neuron differentiation. Gene Ontology annotation, molecular function: RNA polymerase II cis-regulatory region sequence-specific DNA binding; DNA-binding transcription activator activity, RNA polymerase II-specific. The record is from RefSeq and is a predicted model, not a curated record. Gene Ontology annotation, cellular component: nucleus. The transcript is spliced from 3 exons. The coding region runs from base 223 to 1086 and encodes 287 amino acids.